AUGGUUGCGCAACACAACACUAUAAAUAAAGCACUUCUUCUCAAAGUAAUUGAGAUUGACAUCAAGAAUGAUCUUGAACGGAAAGCUUGUAUCGGCUCCAUGAUCGUUAAGACUUACAAGGGAUUCAAAGAGAAGGACGAGAUGGUUCAAUGCAUCACUACCAUCAAAUCAUCUCUCAAAAAAAUUCAUGCAACGCUUUUCUUCAUAAGUGAUAAAAGCAAGGAUGUCCGUGUGAUGGAAAAGUUGGCCAAAGUCGUCAGCUUGAUUGACGAGAGGAAUGAAGAGAGGCAGGAGCGACUGGAGAGGUUGAAAAAGGAAUAA
Molecule: messenger RNA, 321 nt
Organism: Lactuca virosa
Lineage: Eukaryota; Viridiplantae; Streptophyta; Magnoliopsida; Asterales; Asteraceae
Source: the annotation of a GenBank genome assembly